Molecule: messenger RNA, 1763 nt
Organism: Clarias gariepinus (North African catfish)
Lineage: Eukaryota; Metazoa; Chordata; Actinopteri; Siluriformes; Clariidae
Gene: gsdmea
Product: gasdermin Ea
Exons: 10
Coding region: 140-1705 (521 amino acids)
Biological process (GO): programmed cell death
Cellular component (GO): cytoplasm
Source: RefSeq, a predicted model, not a curated record
UGUACCUCAUACUGUUGAAGAAAGCAGUGAUGUAGGUCAGAGGUGUCAGAGUCAGCUUUAAGUCAGAGGUGCUGCUGGGUUUAUCGAUCGUCUCUGCAUCAGAAUCAGAGGAGGGAGGAGCUGGACACACACAUACACGAUGUUUGACAAGGCCACACGUAGUCUGCUUCACCUGACCGACCAGGAUGGCACGCUGAUUGCUGUUUCCCGACUAAAUGAUUCCGUAAAACUGAAGCCGCUUGCUGUGGUGAUUAAGUGUCCGGCGACGUGGCUGUGGCAGAGACCAAAAUACAAGCCCACAGACUUCACCCUGAAUGACCUGCUCCAGGGGAAGGCUAUUCAACCAGAGCUAGAGAAGAAGGUGUUUGUAAGUAAAUAUGAAGAGACACACAAUGGCAGUGUUACUGGAUGUGGCGAGGUGGAUAUGCCAGGAGUCAGCAUGAAAGCUAAGGGAGAAGCAUCAUCCAAGAUUUUAUCAUCUCUCGGGGAACUCCAUAAGGAAAGUGUGAUUAUACCACACUUUCUAAAAAACUCUAAAGAAAGGAAACUGGACCUUCAGCACAAUCUUUUUACACAGAUACAAGGCAAAAACCAGGUCUUCACUCUCCUGAAGGAGCGGAUCUUCACUACUAGUAACAGCACCAUUAACUUCAGUCAACUGAAAAAAGGAGGCUUUAGUGCCUUUAUUAAACUCAUCUCUCCUGCCAAGGUUCAGCUAAACGAGAGCAUCUCCCUAAAGAACUCCAGAGACGUUGCUAUUGUGAUCCCCCCACACACUGUGCUGGCCUACAGUGUCAGCGAACUGCACAUUAAAAAUGAUGGACGCUAUGAAGUGGGUGUAAGUCCUGAUGGGAUGGCAGCUGACGGCAUCGAUCAGCAUCCAGUUCACACCUGCUCAGAAGUGGACGGUUCAUGGGCACUCACACACGUAACGGAGGGAUCGUCACUGACUGCCCUGAAUAAAGAGCUGUCACGGGUGAAGACGACAUUGCAUGAACUGACUUGUCUGCCACCUGAAACUCGUUUCUCUCUGUUAAAUCUCUUUAAAGAGAUUCUACCAGACGAGGAACUUCUAUGUACUUUAGAGGAGGAGCUGGAGAGAAUGAAUGAAGAGUCGUCGGAUGAUUCUCACACUUGUUUGAUUGAAACAUUAGAUGAGCUCGUUAAGAAAUUUAAAUUGCUACGGUCCGAGGUGAACAGCACGGACGGGCUACAUGCAGACGUCUUCGGGACAAAUGGAUCUUUUCCAGAUCACAAUGGAGGUCAAAGUCCAACAGCCAAUUGGAAACCAGAUCUCAGCAUCCCUAACGGCUCAUCAGUAAAGUCGUCCUCUCAGAGACAAGCACUCCUGACUGCCCUGCACACGCUGGUCACUGCGGCUGAAGAACUGACGAAUGAUGGCCUGGUCUACUUACAGACCUGCUCUUCAGAAACAAUUAAUACACUGCAUUAUUUAGUCACUCAUCUGAUAGGUGGUUCCCAGGGAGUUCCCUUCUGUGAUCUUCCCUUUCUCCUGGAGGAUGGCGAGAUGCCGCAGGACAUGGCGCAGAUGUUCAGCUCGUCCAAUAUCACACUGAAAAGAGACAACAACAAGCUGUAUGCCGAGAUAGGAAGUGGAAGUAAAGUUCUCCCUCUGGUCCUGUGUGCUGUCGUUCAUGGCCUCGCAUUGCUCAAUGAGUCGUGUGAAAUAGACAUCGAAAUCUGAACGACGGCUCGUACUGUAGCCCGAGGAGAGACGAGAGACACCAAACAACACAAAUUCA